CGCAUUAAACACACCGCGUUUGACGCUACUGUGUUUGGCUAACCGAAUUCAUACGUGAAUCUGUUACAAUGUUGCUAUAUCUUUUUGUGUGUUUGUCUGUGAUAUUUCAGGGGACAUUGCAAUUGGUACCUUUACCCGAUUUUAUCCACCCAUGCGCGGAGCUGACAGAUGAAUGUUUCACCAAAGCAACCCUGGAUGCUCUACCUGGAGUGGUGAAAGGAAUCCCAGAGGCUGGUAUCCCUUCACUGGACCCUCUCUAUCUAGACAAGAACAUUACUAUGAACCUACCGGGAAACGUUAAGAUGACAUUCCACAACGGGAAGCUGGUUGGACUCAGCACGUGUAUUCCGGAUAAAGUGUCAUCACGCCGGGAGAAACGCACAUUUGUCUUCGACAUCCACUGCAACUUCACGAUUCGGGGACAGUACAGCAUCAAAGGCAGGAUCCUGCUAUUCAAUCUGGACACCGACGGCAGCGCCAAAAUAAAAAUCUGGAACCAGCGUAUUAGAUUGGAUGUAUUAGAAAAGGUCGUGAGAAAUGAGCAAGGUGAAGGACAUUAUAAAAUCAACUCCUACAAGUAUAAAGCGGACUACGGCACCGACCUCAAACUAAAUCUCACCAAUCUAUUCAGAGGCAGCCCUGAAAUCAGUGCAAAUAUCCUCGAGGUGCUAAACUCUAAUUCGCAGUUGGUUGCGCAAGAGUUCGGCGGCCCUAUACUCGACUACGCUAUCGACUACGCAAUGAAUGUCACUCAACGAUUCUUUAGCACUUACACGUACAACCAACUCAGUCACGUUCCGCUCACCGAAGAGUUCUUCGAGAAAAGUUAACUUCUAGAAUAUAUUUACUUAAGAUAUAUAAGUAAGUGUAAAAUUUGAUUGGGCUUUAUUUAUUCACACGAACGUUGUCAUUUAAGAUUAAACUGGCCACCAUGAAACUAUGUAAUUCUUCAUCAAAAAAAUAUUUAUUGCAGAAGAUCUAACAGUUUCAACCUCGUUUCAUAACGUUAAUUAUGCCUGAGAGUAUUUAUCCAAAGGUGAGGGCAAUUAUACGAGACAUAUGUGUUUUUUGUGGUAAGUGGGUAACAAAAAUUGAGUAAGCAUUUUGAUACUUCAAACAUACAAUUUAACAAUAACAUCUGUUGCAUAUUUUCAAAGUUAAAAUUACUCUAAUAUGUAAAAGAAUACGGCGUAAGGAAUUACUAUCAUAAACAGGCUAGAUAGUUCUCAAAUUUGUAAAAUAAAACUGUGCAUUACUUUUUUUUUUGAAUAAACAAAACUCUACAAAGUCAAAACUUUUUCAAGUACAGUAAGAAAAAAAAUAAUUCUCAAUACCGACGGCCAUUUACACCUGAUACCGUCUCCAGUUCGUUGAAUUCCCAAUUUCGUUUGUUUAAAAGUCUGAAAACGAUCCUAUUGAAUAAUUUAAUCAAAUCUCUGACAAAAUUAAUAAUACUGGAAAUAUUUUACACUAAAAAUAUAAAAAUAUUUGAAAACAGAUGUAAGGAAUUCAAAAGAUUUUCUAUAUUUUUUAUUUAAAAUGUAUGGAAUGGAAUGAAUUUAUAUAAUGUAAGGAAAAAGAGGUCUGAAUUAAAUAAAAUUAUAAGUUAUAAUUACAUAAUUAGUAGAUAGUAUAAUUAAGUUACAUAAUAUUCUAUUAACCCCAAAAGUCAACAACUGCUAAAUGUUGCUCGAAAUCUUAAUAUUGCCAAACUGUAACAUUUUGUAAUGCUCGAGUUAUAUUAAUUCGUGUAACGUAAUAUAAUCUUUGCAUACUAACGGCCGUUUUCAAUAAGCUAUCUAUCCUUAGUUUAACAAACUAGAGGUAGAAACUAUAGGAUACCAUUAACAUAACUAUAUUGGACGUAACUAUGGAUAAAUAAGAUCUUGUCAUUAAGCAGUGACAGCAAUGUAUCCGUAAGUUAAACUAAGGAUAGAUAGGUUAUUGCAAACGGCCGUAUAACUAUAUUGGACAUAACUAUGGAUAGAUAAGAUUUCGUCAUUAAGCGGUGACAGCAAUGUAUCCGUUAGUUAAACUAAAGAUAGAUCUUUCAUAAAGUCUUUUUUCCAUUUAUUGUUCAAAACAAAAACAUACAAAAAAAAAGGUAAAGUACCACGAAAACCCCAAAGGGUUUAGACAAACCCUAUAUCUAUAUUUAUAUAUUUGUAUAUUUGCCUUUCAUUUUAUAUAAAUUUUGAAGGCUAUCUGGCAAUUCGUUUAUUAUAUAAGGUACGGUAAGUUAAGGUAGGUUAUUAGAUUACUACUACUGUUAUAGUUCUUUUAUAUUCUAUUCUUCCUACUAUGGCUUCUGUGGAAAAUAUACCACAAUUUAGCCAAUAUCAUGUUACAUAGACCAUGUGUUGCACCAUCGUAUUCCUCGGCAUAGUUUCAAAGUAAAAUACCAAGCCAAUAUCGAAUAUUUAUUUUGAAAUUUUGAUAAGUCACUAUUUAUCAUUAACAAUUGCUAGAACCGGCGAAGAUUGGACGGUUACAGGGUAACAGUUAAAGUUAUGACGUCAUAUAAAAAUUGUUAAAUGGUGCCACACAUUUUUUGCUUAACCGAAACUUUAACACUUAUGUUAAAUUUGUUGCUAAUGUUAGUUGAUGCAACGCAGCUUAAUCGUUUUAGAAACUAUAUGGACAAAGCCUUUUUUAACAUUCUGUUUUUUAAAUUUAUAUUAAUUACUACAACAAUAUACAUAUAUAAACACAAAUAGCAUAGAUAUAAUACUAACAUAGAUCUCCUUUUUUUUUCUGUGGGGAGUUGAUAUUGGAUUCUGCGCAUUCCGAUGGUUUCUUAUUUCAUAGGAUAAGUAAAUUAAUUUCAAUUAAUGUUUAUCAAUUACCUUACUUCUAAGAAUAUGUACAAGUAAUUCUGUAUAUAAGUUUUUAAAGUGUUACUAUAUUAAAUAAGAAUUAUAAAA
Leptidea sinapis is the source of this 2924-nucleotide messenger RNA. Its product is annotated as protein takeout-like. The transcript is spliced from 5 exons. The record is from RefSeq and is a predicted model, not a curated record. NCBI's taxonomy places the organism in Eukaryota, Metazoa, Arthropoda, Insecta, Lepidoptera, Pieridae. The coding region runs from base 69 to 830 and encodes 253 amino acids.